AACUGUUUCAGCACACAGGUCAUCAGUCUUCAUGUGAGAAGAGGAACGAUUACAUCACAUACACUUGUCUGAAUACAUUAUUUACUGUAAAUCGGGUCCAGUAUGUCUUGCGUAUCUGACAGCUCUAGCCUCAACAAGGCCCUGCGGCAGCAUUAUCUCAGUCUGCCUCAGGGUCACUUCUGUCAGGUCACUUACGUCUGGAUUGAUGGCUCUGGGGAGGGUCUGCGCGCCAAGACUCGAACCAUGGAUUCGGAGCCAAAGAGCAUAGCUGAUCUACCAGAAUGGAACUUUGAUGGUUCCAGCACAGGUCAGUCUGAAGGACGCAACAGCGACAUGCUACUGAUUCCUGUCUGCAUGUUCAGGGACCCCUUCAUUUUGGACCCAAACAAACUGGUCCUGUGUGAAGUGCUCGAGCCCACCAGGGAACCUGCAGAAUCGAAUCAUCGUAACAACUGUAAAAAGGAAAUGGAGAAGGUCAAAGAUCUCCACCCUUGGUUUGGAAUGGAGCAGGAAUAUACUCUCCUAGGUGUGGAUGGACACCCUUAUGGCUGGCCCAGACUAGGCUACCCCAAAAAACAAGGUCCGUAUUACUGCAGUGUUGGUGCUGACAGAGCCUUUGGCAGAGACAUUGUGGAUUGUCAUUAUAAAGCCUGUCUUUAUGCUGGCAUCAAAAUCGGUGGCACUAACGCAGAGGUCAUGCCCUCUCAGUGGGAGUUCCAGGUGGGUCCAUGUGAAGGAAUUGAGAUGGGAGAUCAUCUGUGGAUGGCACGUUUCCUGCUACACAGGGUGUGUGAAGAUUUCGGAGUGGUGGCCACCCUGGAUCCAAAACCCAUGACAGGAGACUGGAACGGAGCCGGUUGCCACAUCAAUGUGAGCACAGUGCAAAUGAGAGAAGAAGGAGGAAUCGAGCAGAUUGAGAAAGCCAUCGAGAAACUGAGUAAGCGACAUGCAGAGCAUAUUCGAGUCUACGACGCACACGGUGGAGAAGAUAACAAGCGUCGCCUCACAGGUCAUCACGAGACCGCCAGCAUCAGUAAUUUCUCAGCAGGUGUUGCUGACCGCGGGGCGAGUGUCCGUAUCCCUCGUCAGGUGGGUCAGGAUAAAUGUGGUUACUUUGAGGACCGCCGUCCUGCCGCUAACUGUGACCCAUAUGCCGUGACCGGCGCAAUUGCCCGCACAUGCAUGCUGGAAGAGGGCAAAGAUGUUCAUGAACUGGAAUAACACACCUUUGGAAACAAGUAAUUUAUUGUGAAUUUAGAGGCAGAGGGCACAUUAACCUGUUAUAUUUGUCUGUAAAUCAUACUCGUUACUCAAAUUAAAUUAAAAUUUU
Messenger RNA from Rhinichthys klamathensis goyatoka, 1330 nucleotides. RefSeq names its product glutamine synthetase-like. The record is from RefSeq and is a predicted model, not a curated record. The transcript is spliced from 7 exons. Lineage: Eukaryota; Metazoa; Chordata; Actinopteri; Cypriniformes; Leuciscidae. The coding region runs from base 103 to 1221 and encodes 372 amino acids. Gene Ontology annotation, molecular function: glutamine synthetase activity. Gene Ontology annotation, cellular component: cytoplasm.